AUGGCGCCGCAGUGCUGGGCCCUGCGGUGCUGCCGCUGCCGCCGGUUCCAGGUGCAGCAGGCCAAGCGGAGCGGGAAGUGGAGCUGCUGCGUGUGCGGCCAGCGGCAGGCGGUGCAGAAGCUUUACGGCCAAGGGUCUGCCCUGGACUGCAGGCGCCAUGUCCAGAAGCUAAACCUGCUGCAGGGGGAGGCGGAGGAAGCAAUCGGGUGGACAUUUCGGUGCGUAGAAGACUCUGUAAAUGACAGCAAAAAUACAGCAGCCCAACAUGCAGACAGUUCAGUCCAGCAGGAGGGAAGAGCAGCAGUCAGUCGCUGGAGUAAAUAUUUGGACAAGGACAAUGAAGAUCAGGAAGAUGAGGAGGAGGAGGCGGGUACAGAAAGGCAACUGUUCUGUUCCCGAAGGAAGACCACUGUGGGAGAACAAAGAAAACACCAAAAGAGCUUCCUCUCCAGUGAUGCUCAGGAGUAUGCUGAAGAAAAUGAAGUUUGCCAGCUUGCCUACCAAGCCAAAAAGUGCAAGAAAAGUUCAGUAGCAGUGCCUGAUCAAGAUGAUGGAGAUGCUGUUUGUGGACAGAGCAUAGCUCCUGCUAUCUGUGAGCCCAUAGUGCCUAAGAAGAAUACACCAACCCCAAGUGCUUGUACCAAACCCUCCAAGUGGGAAAAAUUUCUCUCACAUUCUAAUAACUACAGUGAAAAUGCUGCCAGGGUCACCUUAUCACCACAGGAGGGCAGUGGAAGGUUGGGGCUACACAGCAUGACUGCUGCAGAUGCUGAUACGGUCAGUAGAUGCUCAGAACAGGCCCAAAGGACUCUAUCUCAAGGUACAGGUUUUGAAUUUAAAAAGUGUAUUGCUAGCACUGAGCAGAUUGGCUCGAAACUGCCUGGCACCAUGGUGUCCAGCAUCAGUUGCCCAGCUGGGGAGGAUGUGUUAUUCAAAGAACCGCAAAACCAAUUGAUAAGGGCAGGAUCUGGUGUCAUAGACACCACUGGGGGAAGAUGCUGUUCAGACAGCACAAGGAGGACAAACACCUUUGUUAACUGUAGCAAUGGGCCAAAGCCUAGCAUAAUUUCUUGUGAACACCUCUUCUGCACAGGUGAUGAGUUUGAUGAUGAUCUCUGGUAAGUUCAGGCAUGUUUGGCACUUCUUUCUUAUCUCUGUAAUGUAGUUGGUAUGCCAAGUACUGAGGCAAGAUUUACUGUAAGCCUUGAAGGACUGCAUUAUUAAAGCUGUUUAC
Molecule: messenger RNA, 1234 nt
Organism: Melopsittacus undulatus (budgerigar)
Lineage: Eukaryota; Metazoa; Chordata; Aves; Psittaciformes; Psittaculidae
Gene: MRNIP
Product: MRN complex interacting protein
Exons: 7
Coding region: 1-1122 (373 amino acids)
Biological process (GO): mitotic G2 DNA damage checkpoint signaling
Cellular component (GO): nucleus
Molecular function (GO): chromatin binding
Source: RefSeq, a predicted model, not a curated record